AUGGCACGGCGUUGCUGUCGUCUGCGGAACAUUCUGAUCUGUGUGUGCACACCAUGCGUCUGCCUGGCCCUGCUAACCAUCUACAUUGCUGUGAUGGUGAAUUUAAACAUGCUGCAUGGAACAAUCGUUCUUGACUCCAGGCAGGGUCAUCAUUUUGUUGCCCACGGAACCUUAAAAAAUGCCAACUUUGCCUCAUUUCCUAAAACUUUCUGGAAGCACCACCUGGAUGGCAACGCCUUGUGGAACGAACUCCAGCGGGCCAUUGACUACAGUUUCAACCCCAUUCUGCGCCCUGGACAAACCAAGGCGAGGUCCACCAGAAGCAACUACGAAGAGUCCUUGCUGAGGCAGAGUUUUUCUGAAGUCACUUCCAUGGAUGAGAUGAGAAAAAUCUUUGAGAACUUUCCUGCGCAGAUAAAAGAGUUUGUAGGCUACAUGCAAAGGAGGAACUACCCUAUUCUCAUCCAGCCAGAUGGAGUUUGUGGAACUGUGUCAAAGGAUGAGAAAGAGUCCCCUCUCAUUCUUUUGGCCAUCAAGACAACGGAAUAUAACUUUAAGAAUCGACAAGCCAUCCGACAGACUUGGGGCCAGGUAGGAUGGUUGGUGGGACACAAGGAUAACAGAAGCAGUGAGGAGGUGGUCGGAGGGUAUGUUCACAGGGUAUUCUUGCUUGGCAAGGAAGACAAUGGCGAGCUAAGUGUAGAUGUGUCAGAUUUACUGAAGGCAGAGAGCAGUCACUACGGAGACAUUCUGCAGUGGGACUUUAAAGACACCUUUUUCAACCUCACCUUGAAGGAUGUGCUCUUUUGGAGCUGGUUAUCAAACCACUGCGAUCACACUCAUUUCGUUUUCAAGGGAGAUGACGAUGUCUUCGUCAACACCCCAAAGCUGGUCACCUAUCUCCAGGAUCAGCUGAAGAAGUUACGAGCAAACAACAGCUUGAAAGACUUUAUGGUCGGAGAGGUCAUUCAAUCAGGCCAACCCAAUCGACGCAAGAGCUCCAAGUACUUCCUCCCAGAAACCUUCUACAAAGGACUCUAUCCUUUGUAUGCAGGUGGGGGUGGCUUGGUGUACUCAGGCUUGUUGGCUAAGCGGCUGCACACCGUGUCGAAAACGGUCCACCUUUUCCCCAUCGACGAUGUAUAUGUAGGGAUGUGCAUGAUUCGACUCAACGCCGCCCCCGUCCACAACCAUGCCUUCCUCACGUUCGAUUUCCCAGAAAAAGAAGGAGAAGAUCUGUGCUCCUAUCACACCAUCCUCAUGGUCCACAAGCGAAGCCCAGAACAGAUCACUUCUCUCUGGGCCGACAUGCACAGGACGCAGAAGCAGUGUCAGGCUGUGCCUCUGAGGUCAGUGGACAAGGACAGCAGUUCAGAUAAACCAACCACGUGA
Molecule: messenger RNA, 1392 nt
Organism: Menidia menidia (Atlantic silverside)
Lineage: Eukaryota; Metazoa; Chordata; Actinopteri; Atheriniformes; Atherinopsidae
Source: the annotation of a GenBank genome assembly